AUGAAUAGCACAAAUAAUGUACGCUGCUCUCAUUUGAACACAACUGGAGGUAAUAUAGCUGUGCCGUAUCCUGUAGGAGUUACCAUUGCUGUUCUGAUCUGCUUGUUCCUUUUGCUUGGACUUUUUCUGAACAUCUUCAGCAUGUGGGUCUUCAUGUACCGCAUACCUGAGUGGAGGUCUGGAACAUUUCUCCAGUUCCACUUGGCCAUCAGUGACAUCACCAUGUGUCCACUGGCACCCUUUAUUACAGCCUAUUAUUUCCUGGAAGGACACUGGCCUUUCGGAAAUCUACUGUGUCGCAUCAAAACUGUGGUGUUGAUUGUUCACUUGUAUGGCAGUAUCCUGUUUCUUACUCUCAUCAGUGUGCACCGAUACGUACUGGUGGUCUACCACAGUCAGAACUCCCGUAUGAAACAAAAGGACUUUGUGAAGAAGCUUUGUGCAGUAGUUUGGGUUUUCCUGCUGGUAAAUGGAGUCGUGUGUGGUUCUGUUCUGGACACAAGCCCAGUGGGACACUGUACGCUACGUCUUAGCGUCCACCAGGAACAAAACGUCGAGGUGUUUUUUGUCAUUAACUUCGUUUUACUAAUUCCAGGAUUCCUGAUUCCAUUUACAGUGUCUGUGUUUUGCUACAGCUGCCUGGCGAGGUCUGUGUCCGGCAUUAAUGUCUUCCAGCAAAAAGGCCAGCUCAUAAAGAGAAAAUCACGCAAAAUGGUAGCUGUUUGUUUGGUGAUCUUUGGAUUGUGUUUUAUGCCCAUGACCGUGGUCCGCACAAUUUGGGUCGUGGUCAAGAAAUACUUUCCAACUCACUGUAAUCUUCUUUUGCAAGUUGAGACCGCACACUAUGUCUCAUUUAUUCUGUCCUCAGCAAACUGCUGUCUCGACCCGCUUAUCUACUGUUUUGCCUCACAGAAUUUCACGCGGGCCAUUCAGAGUUCACUAAGGAAAAUAGGAAUCCAGUCAGUGAGGAAAAACGCUGAUGAUAAGAUUGAGCAUGACAGUGGUCUAACCACGAUUAAUAAUCCUACUGGCUUGACAUUGAACAGAGAUAUGAUAACGACCACUCAUUUGUAA
Messenger RNA from Trichomycterus rosablanca, 1074 nucleotides. Its product is annotated as lysophosphatidic acid receptor 6-like. NCBI's taxonomy places the organism in Eukaryota, Metazoa, Chordata, Actinopteri, Siluriformes, Trichomycteridae. Gene Ontology annotation, cellular component: plasma membrane. Bases 1 to 1074 code for a protein of 357 amino acids. Gene Ontology annotation, molecular function: G protein-coupled receptor activity. The transcript has a single exon. The record is from RefSeq and is a predicted model, not a curated record. Gene Ontology annotation, biological process: G protein-coupled receptor signaling pathway.